AUGUUCAAACAACAUCAACACAACCUGCCCACACCAAGCACAGGAAAGGUCGAUAGUAGUGAGGAUGACGAGCACGUAAAACGGAAGAUGAUUCAACAAGGAACCUCGCAUUCCAGGAUGCAUCAUGCUAGAAGAAAUAAUUCCGAGCAACAACACAAUCGCAGUAGCAAUAUCAACAAAGAUUAUCAACACAAUCAUACACCCAAUAGCAGGCAUGCACAUUCCGCGAACAGAAUUGUAACUCCGAAAACAUUGGAUUUGGAAAAGGACUUCCCAGCAUUAGGAAAAUCAAAGGCUAAACCCAAUGCACAGCCUUUACAAUCAGCCACAGCCACAAUGGCAAAUUGCAGUAUUAGUAGCACAACAAUUUCAACGUCUCAGCCAACACCUAGUAAUUCCAAGAAAAAGACUUCAAAUUUUGUGCCAAAUGAUGACGUGAUAUCAUAUCGAACUCCAUUUUCACCAAAGGCUUCUAGAACCAACAGUCCAAGCACAAUAUCGAUCAUCUCUUCAUCAUCAUCAAAAACAGUUUCUUCAACAAUGUCAUCAUCACCGACAGCAAGUAGCAGCACGAGUAACGAAAUUGUGGAGUUUGGAACUGUUGAUUUGAAAUGGAUAGCCACAGAGAUUGGUAAUUUCGAAGACUCUAGACACACAACGUUUAGAAUUGUGAAAAAAGAUAACACAUCCGGUUACAGAAUGCCAGAACGCUCUCUUUCAAAGCUAUUUUGGAAGUUAAAUGGUGACAUGAAAUGGCAAGCUGUAUUUUCAUCAUCUGAGCACGAAUACUGGAUGGAUAUUAGAAGAAGUAAUAUCAAGCGAGUGAUCGUGUACAAGUCAGAAAUGGCAAUUGAGCUAGUCAACACGCCGUUUGUGUACAGAAAAAAACCAGAUGAGCCAGUUAAAGCUAGAAUGGCUGCACCCUUUUUCUCACAGAAAGACAGCUAUUCUUCGCUGUGGUUAAACAAUUUCAAAUUUGGAAGAUCCAUUGUGAUACAAUUACCCUCAACGAACAUCAAAUCCCUUAUUGUGGGAAACCAUUACCCAUACCCAAUUUUGUACAGAGACGAGAGAAUUCAAUAUGUCGAGAUGGAUGUUUAUUUAGAGGAUGGAGUAAUGAAUUUUCAUAUUCAAGACCUUUCCUUCAAUACUGUUUAUUUAUUAUUUUGUGUCACGACUAAGGUUCCUGGUCUAUUGAACAGUAUGUUGAGACUGGAACAAAUUCGAGACACGAUUGUUCAAUACAUCAACGAAGAUUAUGCAUUAGAGUGGAUCGAUGCUGCCCUUCGUGACAUUAUUAAUGACAAGGAUAUUUACCCAAACAGCUUUAUGGAUAUUUUUAAACAGAAUGUAGAGAAACACAAGUUCAAGCAAACAGAACCUGAAUUUUCUGGCCAAAAUAACAUGUUUACCAUUAGAAAAAUCAUGGUUACACCCACAGGAGUGAAAUAUGUUGAUAAAACUGUGGAAGGAGGAAAUAGAGUAUUACGAAAAUAUAAGGACAAGUAUGAGGACUAUUUUUUAAGAGUGACUUUCUGUGACGAAGAUCAAACCAAACUCAGCGCUGAAAAGUUUGUCAACCUCCACAACAGAAUAGAUUUUUUCGUCAAGAAGGGUUUUUAUAUACACAAUAGAUUAUAUGAAAUGUUAGCUUACAGCAACUCUCAGCUUAGAUCCCAUAGUGCUUGGUUUGUUUGCGCUAUAGACAGCCUUUCCCCUAAAUCUAUCGUUGCCGAUCUUGGAAAUUUUUCUCACAUCAAAGUGGUAGCCAAAUAUGCAGCAAGAAUUGGUCAAUGUUUCUCUCACACCUAUGAAGGUAUUGAAAAAGACUUUGAUGUGGUUCCUGAUAUUUGUAGGAAUGGAAAAAUCUUUACAGACGGUGUGGGAAGAAUUUCACCCAAGUUUGCCUUAGAGCUUGCCGACAAGUUUCAAAUUGGUUAUUGUGGAAAGCAAUAUAUACCUAGUGCGUUUCAAUUUAGAUUGGGUGGAUAUAAGGGCGUUGUACAAGUCGAUCCCUUCAUUCAAACCCUAACCAAUAAGGACUUGCUACUUUCGCAAAGUCAACAAAAAUUUACUACCGAAUCAUCCAAAGAGUUUGAAAUCAUUGUCUAUUCUAAAAGACAUAGAUACGCAUCCCUAAAUAGACAGGUCAUUGCAUUACUUAGCUCCAAUGGAUUGAGUGACAAAGCGUUUUUAGACCUUUUGGAGCAGCAAUUAGAUGAAGUUCGUCACUUAUUUGAAAACAAAAAGUAUGUGAAGAGAAUAUUGAGAAAAGCUCACGAUAAUAUUAUCGGAAAUAAUUUGAAGAAAAUUAUUGGCCUCAAUUAUCUCGACAAAGAAAUGGAUCUCUCCUCUCUUGGAAAAGCCCAAUCUUCGAUACAAUAUUUUUUCCAAGUAGAACCUUUAUUCUGUAAAGUUGUCAGUAGAAUGCUGAAAAGUAGACUCUCCGAUCUCAAAUCUGGACGAUUAAUGGUGGACAAAUCAUCCCUUCUCAUGGGAGUUGUUGAUUUUUAUAAUGUAUUGGAAGAAGACGAGGUUUUUAUUCAACUCUCUGCCUUAGAUCAUGCAAACUGUGACAUUUAUGAGGAGGGAUGUUAUGAAAACGGAGGAAUUGUCACUGGAGAGGUGGCAAUUUCUAGAAAUCCAUGUUUGCAUCCGGGAGAUAUUCGCAAAUUUAAGGCUGUGGAUGAUCCAGAGAAGAUCAAAUAUCUGUCACAUUUGAAGGACGUUGUUGUUUUCUCACAGAGAGGAAAUCGACCUCAACCAAACAAACUUUCGGGAGGUGAUUUGGAUGGUGAUUUGUUUUACGUGUGUUGGGAGCCAAGGUUAUUGGAAUUCGAAGAAUAUCCCCCCAUGGAUUAUGAACCAUUACCGCCUGUCGAGAAGCAUGGUGGAUGUGACUACAAAGCAAUUAGAGAGUUUUUAACAGAGUACAUUGUGAAUGACAACCUAGGAGUAGUAGCGUUUUUGCAUUUGGAACAUUAUGACAAAGAAAAAGAAGGUGCUAAAAGCGCUGUUUGCUUAGAUUUAGCAAAGUAUCACAGUUAUCAAGUAGACUAUGCUAAAUCGGGUGUAAGGAAAGCACUGCCACUGGAACUACUUUCGGACAGUAGACCUCAUUAUAUGCCAAAGGUUUUCGGUAAAUCAAUUUACCAUUCAGAUGAUAUUUUAGGGAAAAUUUAUGAUCGAGUGAAAUGGGAAGAACAAAAGCGAAAAAAGUUGAAAUUGGGUCCUGAGAAGUAUGGUUAUGAUACAUUAGAUCACUAUUUUACAAUACUUGACAAGCUAUUCGUCACAUACAAACCAUUGAAACAACUUUUUGUGGAUUACGAAGAGGAAUUUUUUGAUCUAGAUCAAGACAUUUUGAAAGCUUAUGCAGAUGUGACAAAAAUUUAUGAAAAUUAUAAGAGAGAUUUAAGAAAGCUCAUGUUCCAGUAUUAUAUUGAAUCUGAGGUUGACUUGCUAGCUGGAUUUUUCAACGCCAAAGACCUUGAGGUCAAAUGUGGAAAAAAUCAUUACAAACUUCGAAUGGAAAUUAGUGAUAUUGUUAUGAAUUUCACAAAAUAUUAUCAUAAGGAGUCUAUGAAGGCCAUAAUGAACAAUUCUUCAAAGAUGCUCUCUAGAAAAGAGGUUGCUGCAUUGUUCUACGUUGUAGUGAGAAAUGACAAUCGAUCACUUCAAGUGAAGGAAUGUUUUGGAAUAUCCUUCUAUUGGUUAGUCAUGGAUAUUAUUGUAUCCAAAGAAAAAGAACAGACCUCAGGAGAGUCUUUUACAGAACCACCUGUGGUUGUUGUGAAUUAA
Molecule: messenger RNA, 3801 nt
Organism: Naegleria lovaniensis
Lineage: Eukaryota; Heterolobosea; Eutetramitea; Acrasida; Naegleriidae
Exons: 2
Coding region: 1-3801 (1266 amino acids)
Biological process (GO): siRNA processing
Cellular component (GO): nuclear RNA-directed RNA polymerase complex
Molecular function (GO): RNA-directed RNA polymerase activity
Source: RefSeq, a predicted model, not a curated record